AUGUCGACCUUGUACAUGACAGCCAUUGCAGCAGGCGUAUUCUUCCACAAUAUCGUAAGGAACAGGGAAUUCGAUCGUUAUCCGUUCUCCAUUCUUUUUGUGGUCAUAGCAUCCCACAUUGUUCUCUCGAUACUACUUCAUUAUGAUAACGAUGUCGAUGUCCUAACAUUUUGGCAAGCUCAAAGACUUGCCUCUAGCCUGAUCGCGACGACCAUUCUUUCGCUAUGGACGAAUAUCCUUGUUUAUCGAGCCUUCUUCCAUCCGCUACGAAAUUUCCCUGGUCCUUUUGGUGCCCGACUCUCCAAAUUCUGGAGUCUGGGAAAAGUUAUCGAAUCUAAAGUCAGGUGGUACCAGGUUGCUGGAAAAUUGAAGGAGGAGUAUGGGGAUUAUGUCAGGACAGGACCGCGCGAACUCACAAUUUUCGAUCCUGCAGCCAUUAGUAUCAUUCUUGGCGCUUCAUCUAAGUUGCAUAAAGGACCGUUCUACGGCUCGACAUCCCCAGAGUCUUUGCAUACGACGAGAGACUCGGACUUUCACAGAAAAAGAAGAAAGAUCUGGGACUUGGCCUUCAAGCAAUCUCUCGCUGAUUAUGGACCCCGCAUCGCAGAGUUUACCACAUCGUUUCUUGCUCGUCUAUCAGAAGGUGGUGAAGAUCCGUUAGUGAUUAAUGAGUUAUGUGUUCAAUACAGUUACGAUGUCAUGAGUGCAUUGGCAUUUGGUAUCCAUACCAAAUUUCUGAAUGGGAAGGAAACAGCUGCAGCCAAGAAAGUUCUUGACAAUAUCCAAUCUGGUAUUUCUGCUCUUGGAGCGGUAGUUCAUAUCCCAUGGAUGUUCACAGUUAUUGACGUGCUGAGUUUUCUUGGAGGGCCAAUGAAAGAAUUUAAUGAUUGGUCAGCUUCUCAGGUGGAGGCACGAAGAGACAUGAAAAACCCCAAGCCAGAUAUAGUAGGCCAUCUGAUACAGCAUACGGAGAACACUCCUGCUGGACGCGCUCUUCUCAACGGCGAUUCUCGCGUAAUCAUUGGAGCAGGCAGUGAUACUACUGCAUCAGCCCUUACGGCAAUCUUCAUUCAUCUUGCCCAUUAUCCUGAAUAUCAAGCUCGACUCUUUAAAGAGCUGAGACCACUGUUUGAAGAUGGUACAUAUACUGAUGCAAUGCCGACUCCAUUACUUGAUGGGAUCAUUCAAGAAGUACUAAGAUUAUACGCUCCUGUUACAUUCAACUCUCAGAGAGUCACUCCAAAGGGGGGAUUGACUAUUGGAACGGUAUAUAUACCUGGGGAUACAAUUGUUAGUAUUGCAACCUGGCAACUUCACCGUGAUCCUCGAAACUUCAAGCAUCCAAACAAAUUCAUUCCGGAACGUUGGACGAUGCGCUCGGAUCUCAUCAUUAAUAAGUCAGCAUACUUACCAUUCUCUAUGGGUGUAUACAAUUGCAUCGGAAAAGGUCUUGCAAUGAUGGAACUGCGUUCUGUGAUUGGGAGAUCGGUAGCUGAGUACAAGGUAACGUUCCCGGAGAAUAUAAAGUUUGACGAAGAGGAGUUCUUUGGCAACGUCAAGGAUCACUUUACUAGCGGAAUUCCAAGGUGUGAGUUAGUUUUCAAGAAAAGAUAA
Molecule: messenger RNA, 1614 nt
Organism: Botrytis byssoidea
Lineage: Eukaryota; Fungi; Ascomycota; Leotiomycetes; Helotiales; Sclerotiniaceae
Exons: 5
Coding region: 1-1614 (537 amino acids)
Molecular function (GO): heme binding; iron ion binding; oxidoreductase activity, acting on paired donors, with incorporation or reduction of molecular oxygen
Source: RefSeq, a predicted model, not a curated record